Messenger RNA from Melitaea cinxia (Glanville fritillary), 1788 nucleotides. RefSeq lists its product as uncharacterized. NCBI's taxonomy places the organism in Eukaryota, Metazoa, Arthropoda, Insecta, Lepidoptera, Nymphalidae. The transcript has a single exon. The record is from RefSeq and is a predicted model, not a curated record. Bases 48 to 1742 code for a protein of 564 amino acids.
AAGCCUUACGGUCUAAUUCUCGGCGCAGUUCAUCACAGCAUUCCAAGAUGAACACUAAGCUUGUUUUAUUAUUCGCUUUCGCGAGUGUUGUGUCGAGUAACGAUCUAACGAUCGGAUCGGAUACGGAAGGAAGAAAAAUAUUCGAUGAAAUAAGACAAGCGAAUCCGGCUAUAUGGAGGCAAAUCGAAAAUGUCACCAUCAUUGCACCGAGCGACGAAGUUAUAAGCAGAGUCGUGGUCACAGAUAUGAGGCCAGAAAAAGAUGGCGAUGUACAAAUUGUGGCCGGCGGUGAAAGAAAAAAUAAUGUCACCAUUGAACUCAAAAGUCCAACGGUUUUGAGAGGUUACGAAUUUCAUCUUGAAGUGUACAGUGUUCCUGAGACAAAAUUAACUGACGCUGAAGAAAAUAUAUCUGAGCCUACGUUGACCACAGAUCAAUCAAGCGUACCUGAAAAUAGUGAAGCGUCACAAGACACAGAUGGAAGUGGUGACAAUAUUGAAACAUCUGAAAUGCCUGACUACGUAGAAAAAACAACUGAAACAGCUGAAAGUUCGACUAACAAUGGCAUUCCUUCAUUAGUUGGAAGAGUAGACGGGGAUAUUCUAAGACCAGCUCGUGAAACGUACGAUGAUAAUAAUAAUCCCAAAACACCCGUAUCCGAAGGCUCUUCAAACCUACACCCUUCUGUAGUUGCAGGUGACUCUGAUGUAACGACUACUGAAAAUGUCAAAAUUGGAAUGGAUUUAAGUGAUGAAGCGACCAGUGAGUCAGAAAUGGCACCGAAAAUUUACGAAAACGAAAAAGUUACUGAUGCACCUGAAUCUUUUGAUAAUAGUAAAAACAUACCCGAUUAUCCUGCAUUAAGCAUCUUAGAUUACAUUAAAAGUAAAGAAGGAGCGAGAAGUAUUCGUUACACACAGGUUGAAACAAGCGAGACUAGUCAAGACGGUACCACAACAGAGAGCAAUAUACAAAGUACACAAAGUGUAGAUAUGUCCUAUACAUCAUUACCAGCAGCAGAGCCCAGUGGCUCUCGUAAUGAGGACGACACUGUCGAUUUAGUUCCUCCCGUAGAAACUGAUUAUAAUACUGAUUUUUCCUCAAAUGAUGAAAAUACGGAAAAACCUAUAGAAAAUUCUACAACUUUGAACAGACCUCGGGCAGGCCGUGGCUUAGACACCGAUAAUAUACAAGAACAGGCCUUUGCAACUGAAAUUCCCAUAGAAAUUACUACGACAGAUAACGAAAACUCUGAAAGUAGUACAACAAAAGUGCCAAUUGAUGAUCAGUUAAGGAAUACUCGAGACGCAAGAAAAGACCUAGAAGAUAAUGAGUCUAAUGAUCUUAACUCUUCACUUUAUCCUACUCAAACCGAAACGCCUUUAUGUAACAUACUCAAUAACGGCGAUAAACAGGCAAAUGCUCUCAAUCCUAACGUCUUAAUACUCAAUGGCGAUCAACUAACUCUGACACCAGAUAAUUAUAAAUUACAAUUUGGAAUUCCAAUCGUUCUAAUUAUCGGUAGCAACACCAAUAUUCCUACGAUUAAAAUAAUUGCAGAGAGCGUGAGUGAUGAAAAUAAAGUCGACAUUCAACCAUUACAAGGCUCAGUAGAAGAAAACUUACCUGAAGAGAAAUCAAAUGACUACCCUCAAGACAAAGAGAUUCAAGAAGACGAUUUUGUUCCAAAUCCUGUGACGAAUGACAAUUUCGUUCCAAACCCUGUGAUGAAUUACAAUUAAGAUAGUAUUGUGUAAUUAUUUAUUAUAUGUUUUGAGUAUUUUGUAA